AUGUUCAACCCAUUCGACCGCCGCGCGAAAACCGCGCCCUCGCACUACCCGAAACUCAUGUUCCAUGCCGUGCGAUUCUUCCAAUUGCUCAGCAGCUGCGUGGUUGGGGGGAUUAUGUGCUAUUUCAUCUGGCACUUGACGCACGAUCAUUGGUCUACACCGUGGACGUUCAUUUGGCUCACCGCCGCCUCCCUCUUCAGCAUCGCCGCCUUGCUCUUCACGAUCGUGCUCCACUGCUGCAUCGGCCUGAACCCGCGCCUCAACCUCGUGAUCAAUUCGGGCUUGUUUGUGCUCUGGGCGCUGAGCUGGUCGCUUCUGACGUGGUAUAUGAGCGGGACGCUGGCGAAUAUGUGCGAUGUGGAGCAUUGGAAUGAGGAGGUCGGGGUUAUGGUGUGUAGGAUUUAUAAGGCGCUGUUUACGUUUACUUUGCUGGGACUGGUGUCGACUAUUAUGGCUUUGAUUUUGGAUAUCAUUGUGCAUCGCCAGCAAACACGUCGCGGAGUCUACCGGCUGCAUGAUAUUGAUGGGCCAGCGAAACGGGGCGUCAGACCGGAGGCCACGCGCGGUCCCUUCACCGAUGACGAACACGCGAUGCACACGCGCGAGAGCGAAGCUUGGGAGGCACCAAGGCCAUCGACUGGGCCUUACAACGAGGCUGCUGCGCCGUUGGCGGGAGGGUAUGCUGUGCCGGAGCAGCAGUUUGAGUAUGAUACCGGAUAUCAUGGCGGGCACGAAGGGAAGAGGUGA
Zasmidium cellare ATCC 36951 is the source of this 747-nucleotide messenger RNA. RefSeq lists its product as uncharacterized. Bases 1 to 747 code for a protein of 248 amino acids. The transcript is spliced from 4 exons. The record is from RefSeq and is a predicted model, not a curated record. NCBI's taxonomy places the organism in Eukaryota, Fungi, Ascomycota, Dothideomycetes, Mycosphaerellales, Mycosphaerellaceae.